AUGAGCUUUGAUGUUUCCUCAAACUCCAAAUAUUCAAGUAGUAGAAAUUCCAAAAAACAGGCUCGAGAUGCAAAAAUUACUAUAGAGUUUGAUGAUAAUGGCCAACCCUGCAAUGACGAAACAACACAGCUUUUGAGUUGGAUAGGGGUUAAAGCUCGAGAUGCAAACUUGUUACCCCUAUCAUACUUAGAUUGGAGGAAAAUUCCCCAACAAAACAAAGAUGAUGCUGUGAACAAGAUAUAUGAAAAAUUUAAUAUCCCAGAAGAUAAAAGGAAAUGGGUUGAAAAGAAAUUGAGUAAAAGAUGGAGGGACUUUAAGCACUUAAUAAAGUCAAAUGUGUUUAAUAAGUACUCGACACAUGAGGAGAGGCUGGCUCAUCUAGAUGCUCGUGUUCCACUAGAACAAUGGAACAUACUCCUCGAGACAUGGAGUCAGGAUAGUAGUCAGAUAAUAUCGGAGCGUAAUUCUAGACAUAGUUCCAACCGGGAAUAUUCGCAUACCACAGGAAAGACUCCUUUCGCUGUGAUUCGAGAGAGGAAGCGUAAGGAGCACCCAGAUGGAUUGCCUCCCUCUCGUAUGGAGCUAUUCAAGACGACCUUUACAAAGAAAGAUGGAUCUUCUGCGUACCCCAUUGUAGAGAAGAAGAUUGCUAAAAUGGAUGAAAAGCUUAGUAAAUUACCUGUUCAAAUGCGUGAUGACAGUGACAUGCAAGAUAAAAUCUUCAGGGAAACUAUAGGUGAAGAUACUCAUGGAAGAGUACGCAUGUAUGGAGUUGGAUUAACUCCGAAACAGAUUCAUGGGACAGCAGCAAAACGCGCUGCUUCAUAUUCCCGAGAGAAUGCACAGCUGCGGACUCAUUUUAUGAUGUUGCAGGAAACUAUCAAUGAACAUAGAGCAGAGAUAAAUGAAUUGAAGGAUAAAUAUGAAAUGCUCCAAGCCCAAAUGGAAAAGUGUUUGCGAGUCAUGAAAGGACAACAAUCUUAG
Messenger RNA from Telopea speciosissima, 984 nucleotides. RefSeq lists its product as uncharacterized. NCBI's taxonomy places the organism in Eukaryota, Viridiplantae, Streptophyta, Magnoliopsida, Proteales, Proteaceae. The record is from RefSeq and is a predicted model, not a curated record. The coding region runs from base 1 to 984 and encodes 327 amino acids. The transcript is spliced from 6 exons.